GUUUCUUCCCAUAAAAAACAACGCACCCUCUCGUCAUCAAUGGAGGACCCCUACAAAACACUGAACAUUCCAAGGACGGCAUCGCAAUCCGAAAUAAAGAAGGCGUACCAGCAGCAUGUACUGCGCUACCAUCCCGACCGGGUGAAGGGCGGUCCCGAAGCGAAGAAAAAGGCAGAGGAGCAGUUCAAAAAGGUACAGAGCGCAUACGAGAUACUGGGCGACGAGCAGAAACGCAAGGAGUAUGACACGUUUGGACGUGUAGGUGCGCAGGGCGCACAUAACGUACACGAUUUCAGUCAGUUCUUCACGGACGGACAGUUCGGUAACAUUUUUGAUUUUGGCAAUUUUAAGGGCUCCAGUUUUAGGACGAACGACUUUCAGGGCGCAUUCGGCGACGUGUUUGGCGAUGCGCUGGGACGGAAGAGAAAGAUAACACAGGAGGUUAAGCUCAAAUUAUCGCUUGAUGAGCUGUACAACGGUGUUACGAAGAGGGUGUGUGUGACUGUGAGGCGUGAGUGUGCGCGUGUGGCAGAGUUUAAUGUGGAUGUGAAGCCGUGGUACAAGAGCGGCACUAAGUUUACGUACGAGGGAGCCGGUGAUGCAACGCGCUCGGGGUAUAAGGAUGUGGUCAUCACGAUCGAAGAGGAGAGCAAUCCGUUCUUCAAGCGGAAUGGAGAUGAUCUUGAAUAUGUGUUUAGGACCGGUCUUAAGGACCUGGUCACGCUGAAUAAGACCGUGUACCUGCCGGGGGGCAGGGCGUACAAUCUGCGGUGGGCCGAUGUAAAGGCAAUAGGCGAUUUUUUUGCUGUGAGGGGAAUGGGAAUGAGGAAAAAAAAGGGAGGAAAUGGUGAUUUGAAGGUUAAGGUGAUCGUUGAUGUGGACAUUGACAGAGAGAGCAUGAAUAGAAUCAGUCAUGCGGUGCGGUGAUGUUUUGCUACGAGUGACCGAUGAAUAAAUUAGAUUGUACCGGGUUAAUCAUGCAAAUGGGAAGGUUUGCUCAUUAAUUGGUGUUUGUGCGCAUGGUGGAUGGAUUUACUGUUCUGGCAGGUUGGUGCUCUUUGUUCUAUUAAUAUUUGUUUGGUUGGGGAUGUUUGAAGGAAGACUAUGCACUGGAUCGAUCUCAGUGUGCCACGGCUCUGCGUUGGAACACAGCCUGCUUGUGUUUGUCAUUGCGUGGAGUUAGGCGAUUUCGUUGGUUCUCUGGAAAUUAAUGACCGAUGAGACUACGGUUGGCAGUAGUUCACCAAUUUGCUUACCACGAGUGCGGUGCAGGUGGUGUAACUGGGACAACACGUAAAUUUAUUCGACAGGGAGUGUUGAGGUUGGAGCACAGGUUGAACUGUCUGUACGAAAUGUUGCCACAAAAUAUCAGGUGCUGAGUGUAAUGUCAUAUCUGUGCAUUGCACGAGCAAAUAAAUAAU
Messenger RNA from Vavraia culicis subsp. floridensis, 1421 nucleotides. RefSeq lists its product as uncharacterized. Gene Ontology annotation, cellular component: cytosol. Gene Ontology annotation, biological process: translational initiation. The record is from RefSeq and is a predicted model, not a curated record. NCBI's taxonomy places the organism in Eukaryota, Fungi, Microsporidia, Pleistophoridae. Gene Ontology annotation, molecular function: protein-folding chaperone binding. The transcript has a single exon. Bases 40 to 927 code for a protein of 295 amino acids.